Messenger RNA from Lynx canadensis (Canada lynx), 1849 nucleotides. RefSeq names its product egl-9 family hypoxia inducible factor 3 (gene EGLN3). The coding region runs from base 315 to 1034 and encodes 239 amino acids. The transcript has 5 exons. Lineage: Eukaryota; Metazoa; Chordata; Mammalia; Carnivora; Felidae. Gene Ontology annotation, cellular component: nucleus; cytoplasm. The record is from RefSeq and is a predicted model, not a curated record. Gene Ontology annotation, molecular function: L-ascorbic acid binding; ferrous iron binding; peptidyl-proline 4-dioxygenase activity. Gene Ontology annotation, biological process: cellular response to hypoxia; peptidyl-proline hydroxylation to 4-hydroxy-L-proline.
CUCCCCGCCUGGGGCCGCGGCCGCACCGGGGGUGGCUCCGCAUCUCCAAAAGGGGCCCUCCGACUCUUCGCUGGGCCAGUCCGGCGCUGGGUCGUGGAACCCCGCGCAACUCCCGCUGGUUUCUGAAGGGAUCUCUCCUCCAGAGUUUCGAGCAACUUUCCCCUCUGCCUGGCGCGGCGGUGGCUCGGGGACCGUGGCCGCCGCAGGUAGCUGAACCCCGAGCCACGCUCCCCGAGCCUCGGCUGCGCGCGCGCGUAGGUCGCUCCGGGUCUCAGUGCACGCUGGGGAUCCCCGAGCUCGGCUCUGCGGGCGAGAUGCCCCUGGGACACAUCAUGAGGCUGGAUCUGGAGAAGAUCGCCCUGGAGUACAUCGUGCCCUGUCUGCACGAGGUCGGCUUCUGUUACCUGGACAACUUCCUGGGCGAAGUGGUGGGCGACUGCGUCCUGGAGCGCGUCAAGCAGCUGCACUGCAACGGGGCCCUACGGGACGGCCAGUUGGCGGGGCCCCGCGCCGGCGUCUCCAAGCGGCACCUGCGGGGAGACCAAAUCACGUGGAUCGGGGGCAAUGAGGAGGGCUGCGAGGCCAUCAGCUUCCUCCUGUCCCUCAUUGACAGGCUUGUCCUGUACUGCGGGAGCCGGCUGGGCAAAUACUACGUCAAGGAAAGGUCCAAGGCAAUGGUGGCUUGCUACCCAGGAAAUGGAACGGGUUAUGUUCGACACGUAGACAACCCCAACGGUGACGGUCGCUGCAUCACCUGUAUCUACUAUCUGAACAAGAAUUGGGACGCCAAGCUACACGGUGGGGUCCUGCGGAUAUUUCCAGAAGGGAAAUCAUUCAUAGCGGAUGUGGAGCCCAUUUUUGACAGACUCUUGUUCUUCUGGUCAGACCGCAGGAACCCACACGAAGUCCAGCCUUCCUAUGCGACCAGAUACGCUAUGACUGUAUGGUACUUUGAUGCUGAAGAAAGGGCAGAAGCCAAAAAGAAAUUCAGGAAUUUAACCAGGAAAACUGAAUCUGCCCUCACCGAAGACUGACUGUGCUCUGAAAUCCACUGGCCUCAUUCAUUUUAGUAAUGGUUCCCGAAUUCUCUUUAAGAGUUGAGAUCCAAAGAAGGCCUCUUCGGUGACUCAGUGACAAGAAAUCCCCCUCCUGCUUGCAUCAUUCACAUCCCUGUCUGACGUAUGGUACUUUGUGUUUUCUUGCCGAGAUGGCAUCCACCUUCAGACACUCUCCUUGCAAGAUGAACUCAUUUGCUAACGCCAGAAAUGCCUGCAGACGACCUAGCUGGCCAGCGGUUUAACUGAUAGAUUUGGUAAUACUAGCUAUCAAAACAAGAUCAUGGAAGCAUGGGCAAGGGAGUGAAUCUUACUUGCACUUUAUGUACACUUCCUGAUUUGAAAGGAGGAGGUUUGCCAAGAAAAAGCAACGGUGACAGAUGCCACAGAGAGGCGUCAUUGAAGCCUUAACAGCAGGAAGCAGAAAUUUGUGUCAUCGGAACAAUUUCCAGAUGUUCUUAAUCCAGGGCUUUUGGGGUUUCUGGAGAAUUAUCACAAUCUAAUGACAUUAUUACCUCUAGAAAGGGCUGCUGUCAUAGUCAUCAAUUUGUAAGUAUCCUGUGGGUGGACAUUCUUUUUUUCCUGGUCCUGCAACCUGGACUUUUCUGCCUCUGCCCCAUUUUUCUGACAUUAGGACUUUCUGAUCAAAGAUGAUACACCAUUUAUUUUUUAUUUUCACUUCUUACUUGGAGGACCUAAUUCCCCAGAGGCAAAAACCAGGCAUAAAUUGUUCGGGUUACUUUGUUGAAGUGGAUUUUGAAUUUAAAUCAAAGGGGAAAAGAACCUACCUGGAA